This is a messenger RNA of Raphanus sativus (radish), 1350 nucleotides long. Its product is annotated as uridine nucleosidase 1. Gene Ontology annotation, biological process: purine nucleoside catabolic process. Gene Ontology annotation, molecular function: purine nucleosidase activity. Gene Ontology annotation, cellular component: cytosol. NCBI's taxonomy places the organism in Eukaryota, Viridiplantae, Streptophyta, Magnoliopsida, Brassicales, Brassicaceae. The coding region runs from base 186 to 1202 and encodes 338 amino acids. The record is from RefSeq and is a predicted model, not a curated record. The transcript is spliced from 9 exons.
UGAUUCUUCUUCGUCCUUUUAAAAAGUUUCUGCCUUUUUAAGGUAUUUUUCGCAUAAAGCUUAGGCCUUUAUGAUCAUCUGAUACGAAUAUAUACAUAUCAGGAAACAUUCUGCUACAGAGUUUCAGUUGGGUUCUAAAGUUCAUUUGCUGAGUUUGAGAAAUCAAAAAUUACUUGCCGUCAGAGAUGGAGGAGAUUUGCAACGGUGGGAUCUCGAACGGCGACGUUUUGGGUAUCUCUGCUUCUUCUAAGCGGGAGAAGCUCAUUAUCGAUACAGACCCAGGAAUCGAUGAUAGCAUGGCGAUAAUGAUGGCGUUUCAAACACCGGAGCUGGAGAUAUUAGGACUCACCACUGUCUUUGGUAAUGUUUCUACACAAGAUGCUACUCGCAACGCCUUACUCCUGUGUGAGAUUGCUGGCUUCCCUGAUCUUCCUGUGGCUGAAGGAAGCUCCGAACCCUUAAAGGGUGGGAUUCCACGUGUUGCUGAUUUUGUUCACGGUAAAAAUGGACUAGGAGAUGUCUCUGUUCCUCUUCCUAGUAGAAACAAAUGUGACAAAAGUGCAGCUGAGUUUCUAGUUGAGAAGGUCUCUGAGCAUCCUGGUGAAGUCACCAUUCUCGCCCUCGGACCUCUAACCAACCUUGCAAUAGCCAUCAAACGAGAUAGUUCAUUUGCCAGUAAGGUGAAGAAGAUUGUUAUACUCGGUGGAGCUUUCUUUGCUUUGGGGAAUGUCAAUCCUGCAGCUGAAGCCAAUAUAUAUGGUGACCCGGAAGCAGCUGAUGUUGUGUUCACUUGUGGUGCUGAUAUCACUGUUGUUGGGAUAAACAUCACUACCCAACUUAAACUAACUGAUGAAGACCUCUUAGCCCUGCGUGACUCCAAGGGGAAACACGCCAAGUUAUUAAGUGACAUGUGCAAGUUCUACAGAGAUUGGCACGUCAAAUCUGAUGGUGUUUACGGAGUUUACCUCCAUGACCCGGUCAGCUUUGUGGCUGUAGUUCGGCCUGAUCUGUUCACAUAUAAGAAAGGCGUUGUUCGGGUGGAAACACAAGGAAUAUGUGUUGGCCACACUCUCAUGGAUCAAGGCCUCAAGAGAUGGAAUGGGAGCAAUCCAUGGGUGGGAUAUUCACCAGUAUCAGUGGCGUGGACGGUUGAUGUGGAUGGAGUUUUGGAAUAUAUCAAAGGGAUGCUGAUGAAGCCAUAAGUAUGUGAAUGUUUCAUUGUAAAUGGCAUCAUCACAUUCAUCUUAUUCUGGUUCUUACUAGAUUCUCAACUCAAGAUCUGUAUUUAAACUGUAUAAAUGCUAGAAUUUGAUUUUAAAAAAAAUAUAAUGGAUGAAAAUUAUCUCUCUU